This is a messenger RNA of Camelina sativa (false flax), 569 nucleotides long. The record is from RefSeq and is a predicted model, not a curated record. Lineage: Eukaryota; Viridiplantae; Streptophyta; Magnoliopsida; Brassicales; Brassicaceae.
CAUGUCAUCAGUAGAUCUGCAUACACAUUACUCAUAUCAGGUAAUGGUGCCCGAGGCUUUUGCAAUCGUUGUAGCCCCAACCGAUAGCUCUAAGAGUCACGGAAUAUUUAAGCUAACGGAUCCAGGAGGAAUGGAGGUACUGAGAAGCUGUUCCGGGACUGGAUUCCACCCGCACAAAGAACCAGAAGAUGGUAACCCAGUUUAUGAGCAUUGCUCAAACGUCUACAAGAACUCUAACCUUCGGUUCGAGAUUUUUGAUCUGCGUUAAGGUAAUGACCCUUCCAUGGCCUUAUCAGUUAUCAGUAAAAAGGUUCAAGCUUAAGCCACUCUUGGCUAAGGAUGUCAAUAAUAACUGUAACUCGUAACCAGAACUGGAUACUUGGUCUGAGAAGACUGUCAGAUUGGGGUUAUGAACAACACAGUGUUAAUAAGUUAAGGUAAGUAACUGUAUCAUAAAUUGAAAUGUCCUAAUAUUUUGAUCAUUUGACUCCAUUAUGGAAGAACACUUAAACAAUGACAAUAGACACUGUGCUGGUUAAAUGAAUAAUAUCUGUAUAAGUGUAUAACCU